Kluyveromyces lactis is the source of this 894-nucleotide messenger RNA. RefSeq names its product Fub1p (gene FUB1). The coding region runs from base 1 to 894 and encodes 297 amino acids. The transcript has a single exon. The record is from RefSeq and is a predicted model, not a curated record. Lineage: Eukaryota; Fungi; Ascomycota; Saccharomycetes; Saccharomycetales; Saccharomycetaceae.
AUGGCAGAGAUUCAGAGUAAAGUUGCGCUGGUUACCAAAUUUGUGUUAAAAUUCUUGGAAGAUCAGAACAUUAUAAAUCAAUCCUCAGGAUUAAGGUGGAAGAAUAAUUCAGCUAAAAGCGCUACAGUUGUCAUUGUUGUCGAACCAGAAACUGCCAGUAAAGUUUUCAAAAAGCAUCUAAGUGAUCUAGAGGUUGUUGCAUUGGAAAUGGGUAAUUCGGAAAAGUGUAUGGUGAACAUUUGCAGUGAUGAUGAUAGUUUGGUUCAAGGUAUUUUCCAGUAUUCUACGUUAUUUGGGGAGCAACCAUCUUUGAGCUUUCCAAUAUCGGAAUCAGAGAUUAACUCACUUUAUACUGACGAGGUUUUCAAAAUAAUUCAGACCAAGUUUAAACUUUUUGCAGGUCUGAGUGGAUCUGCACUACGGGAAAGACCAUCUCGAUCGCCAAGAAUUGAUGAAUUGCAAUCAAAAGAUAAAGAUGAUAUUUUCAAGGAAAGGGUUGAAAGGAUGGUAGCUAACCAACCACCAAGGAAUCCUCAGAUUCCUGGUUUUGAUGACGAGUAUGAGAUACAAACAGGACCAGGCAUUCCAAGUUCUGGGGAGUUUGGCGUUCCAGGUUUAGGGCUACCAGUAAGUGGAUAUGGUGAUAACGAUUUGUACCCUAAUGGGCUGCGGUUCCCACAGGAUUUUGAUCCACUGAAUAGAAAUAGUACUAAUCAGCAAGGCGGUAUGAUUUAUGAUCCAUUCAGAGGUACUGGCCCAUCACCAAAUCCGCAGAGUGGCAACCAUGAUCCAGGUCAAAAUUCCUCCCCAGCUGGCCCACAAUUCCCCGGAACUAAAUAUGACGAUCCAUACGGUAGAAUAAAUCGCCAAGGUGGCGGUGGAGGUUUCAUUUAG